Messenger RNA from Oncorhynchus gorbuscha (pink salmon), 2203 nucleotides. RefSeq names its product gastrula zinc finger protein XlCGF17.1-like. Bases 105 to 1277 code for a protein of 390 amino acids. The transcript has 2 exons. The record is from RefSeq and is a predicted model, not a curated record. Lineage: Eukaryota; Metazoa; Chordata; Actinopteri; Salmoniformes; Salmonidae.
CAUCCAAAAAGGAGGAGGAAGAGGAGGAAACUGGAUAUCUGGGCCCGGAUUCCCAAACUCAUCUUAAGGCAUCCAAUGGUUCUAAUGAUGAACUUAGCAGUAAAAUGGUUUUGAGAAACCGGGCCCUGAUUAACACUAGAGAGAGACGUGACCAUCGUGGAUCCACUGGGGAGCCUCAACAACAUCAUGAUGCUGACGAGGCAGACAAGAACCUCUCCACAUCAGAACAUCUCAAGCGGAACUCAGAACAUCUCAAGCGUAACUCUUCCCACUGCUCUGACCGUGGGAAGAGUUACUCAAUAUCAGGUUCACUGAAAGUGCACCAGAGAUUUCACACAGAAGAGACAUCUCACUGCUGCUCUGACUGUUGGAAGAGAUUCACCUCUUCAGCAGACCUCAAAAGACCUCAGAGAAUCCAUAGAGGAGGGAAACGUAAGAGCUGUGAUCAGUGUGGGAAGAGAUUUAAUGUUCCAAGCAGCCUGAAAACACACCAGAGAAUACACACAGGAGAGAAACCUUACAGCUGUUAUCAGUGUGGGAAAAGUUUUACCUCAUCUAGCCACCUGACCAUACACCAGAGAACACACACUGGAGAGAAACCUUACAGCUGCUCUGACUGUGGGAAGAACUUUUCAAAACUAUAUACAUUACAAUCACACCAGAGAAUUCACACUGGAGAGAAACCCCAUAGCUGUGAUCAAUGUGGGAAGAGUUUUACAACAUCUAGUCAUCUGACUAUUCACCAGAGAACACACACAGGAGAGAAACCUUAUAGCUGUGAUCAAUGUGGGAAGACAUUUUCAAAAUUAUAUACAUUACAAUCACACCAGAGAAUUCACACUGGAGAAAAACCUCAUAGCUGUGAUCAAUGUGGGAAGAGUUUUACUACAUCUAGCAAUCUGACUAUUCACCAGAGAACACACACAGGAGAGAAACCUCAUGGCUGUGAUCAAUGUGGGAAGAGUUUUACUACAUCUAGCAUUCUGACUAUUCACCAGAGAACACACACAGGAGAGAAACCUUACAGCUGUAAUCAAUGUGGGAAGAGUUUUGUUACAUCCAGCAAUCUGACUAUUCACCAGAGAACACACACCGGAGAGAAACCAUAUAGCUGUAAUCAAUGUGGAAAGUGUUUUGCUCAUGCAGGCAACCUGGUAGCACACCUGAGAAUUCACACUGGAGAGAAACCGUAUAGCUGUGAUCAAUGUGGGAAGAGUUUUACUUCAUCUAGCCAUCUGACUACACACCAGAGAACACACAGGAGAGAAACCUCAUAGCUGUCAUCAAUGUUGGAAGAGAUACUCUGAUAAAAGAUCUGUGAUUUAAACAUCAGAAAAUACAUUUAUGAAGGAGUUGUUUCAUGAUAUCAAUGAAAUAAUGUCACAAUGUAGAAUGUUUUAACAUUGUAGUAGGAGUGUUCUAAUGAUGCCACAAUGUAGAAUGUUUUUAACAUUGUAGUAAUGUAACCUUUAUUUAACUAGGCAAGUCAGUUCAGAACAAAGAACUAUUUACAAUAGCAAAAUGUCGUUAAAAAGACGUUGAAAAGAAGACCCGACAUCCAUCAUGGUCGGUUUUGGUUGAAAGUGAAAGUUGAAAAGACGUCUUCUUCGGGUGCUUGUGCUCAGCGAUUUGAAAACAACUUAAUUUCAACGUACUUGCAGCCUAUACAGGCUCUAUGAACAAUUUUAUUGACCGUCAUAUCACUCCAGUAUUUACACACAGUAUUUCUUUACAACGUUCAAGUGCUAAUUGUCUUUCUUCCACUACUGAAGAAGCAUGACUCAAAUCACCUCAUAUUUCAAACAUUCAGCCUGACAAAAUAUACAUGUUUUAUUAUUCCAUGCCUCACUAUGUUAAUUAUUGCCAAUACAUAUUAACAAAGGGGUGAACAUUUGGUUUUGAUAUUUCAUAUUUUACAUGUAACAUUUUCAACUAACUUGACAAAUUUUUUUGGUACAAUUAUAUUGUUUACUAACAAUGUAGUAAAACUAACUUAUAUUUCUGGUUGGAUAUUACAUCCUAUUCUUACUAUUUUAAUCAAUGUCUUUUCCUUAGAAUGAUCAUUAGUCUUUCAGCUUGUUAUUCUAUAGUUUUAAUGUCUUUUCCUUAGAAUGAUCAUUAGUCUUUCAGCUUGUUAUUCUAUAGUUUUAAUGUCAUUUCCUUAGAAUGAUCAUUAGUCUUUCAGCUUGUUAUUCUAUAGUUU